AUAUUUCUUUUGACCGGGGUUUCUGUCAAUAUGGUAUGAAAAUCGACGUUUGUGUCCCUAUGUCAUGUUUACGUAAAUUUAAAAAAAAAACAAUGGCUUCUAUAUCUCAGAAAAUUUUAGGACAUAUUCGGCCUUACAACCUUAUCCGUUUUACACAGAUUCAAAAUGUGCGACUUUAUAGCAGCACAGAUGCUGAAAAAACAAUUCAACAAGCAUUAGCAAACAGAUUUCCCAAAGCAACUAUUGAAGUGAAGGAUGUUUCAGGCGGAUGUGGCGCAAUGUUUGAAGUGUUCGUCGAAACAAAAGAGUUUGCUGGCUUAAAUACUCUAAAACAACAUAAACUUGUAACAAAUACGCUCAAAGAUCAGAUCAAGGAAAUGCAUGGCGUACGAAUACACACGGCUGUUCCUAGUUCUCCUUAAGACAUUCUUUUGGAAGUAGAUGUAAAUUUAUUUAUAUAUUAAAAUACAUAUGUACAAAUAUAUUUUUAGUAUGUAUAUACUGUUAUUUAAA
Musca domestica (house fly) is the source of this 513-nucleotide messenger RNA. Its product is annotated as bolA-like protein 3. NCBI's taxonomy places the organism in Eukaryota, Metazoa, Arthropoda, Insecta, Diptera, Muscidae. The record is from RefSeq and is a predicted model, not a curated record. The transcript has 3 exons. Bases 36 to 422 code for a protein of 128 amino acids.